CACCAUGACGUCGCGUUUGCCUUUAAGAUGCGUAGAGAACGGGGCGAAAUUAGCGAAAGCUGACGACGGUUUGUUAUAUAGACGAUUUUAGGACUUAUUUUGCUUCAUAGCUACAUUAUAUAUACCGCUCGACAGGAGCUGUACUAUAUGGUCUUAUUUUUUAGUAUAACUGUCUUUGACUUAUGAAGCACGCGCUUAAUGAAGCUCUCGUGAUCAGCUCACGCGUCUCAUGGAAGUUGCUGUGACUUUGCGAUAAAUAUAUGCGGUUCUUCCGCCAAGCAAAACGUCUUUACUCUUUAUUUUAGAGCACGGAAUUAUUAUUAAGCCGCUUAGAAGAUCAAAACCAUGACGGGUAGAGAGGACGAGUAUGACUAUCUCUUUAAAGUGGUGCUGAUUGGUGACUCAGGUGUGGGCAAGAGUAACCUGCUCUCUCGCUUCACCCGUAAUGAGUUCAACCUGGAGAGCAAGAGCACCAUCGGGGUGGAGUUUGCCACACGCAGUAUCCACGUGGAGGGAAAGACGAUCAAGGCCCAGAUCUGGGAUACAGCUGGACAGGAGAGAUACAGGGCCAUCACAUCAGCGUAUUACAGAGGUGCUGUUGGAGCCCUGCUGGUGUAUGACAUCGCUAAGCAUCUGACCUAUGAGAAUGCAGAGCGUUGGCUGAAAGAGCUGCAGGAUCAUGCCGACAGCAAUAUUGUCAUCAUGUUAGUAGGGAACAAAAGUGACUUGCGCCAUCUGAGAGCCGUGCCUGUGGAUGAAGCAAAGGCCUUUGCAGAAAAGCAUGGGCUUUCUUUCCUGGAGACCUCUGCUCUGGACUCUUCUAAUGUUGAACUCGCCUUUCAGACCAUUCUUACAGAAAUCUACCGUAUCGUGUCCCAGAGGCAGAUGUCAGGGCGUGGCGAUGCCGACUUCUCCCCCAGCUCCAAAGUGGUUCCCAUUACUGUGCAGCCGACACAGAAUUCUGGCAAGCAGGGCGCCUGCUGUCAAAAUAAUUGAGCUGCCACAGCGCCACCACGGAGUCCGGGGAAAAUCGGCAACUUUGGAGCACAUGGUUGGGCUGGGCUGCAAAACGGGGCCGUUGCUGUGUCCGAAUAACUGCGUUAUAUUCCCUCGUCGUGAUGUGGUUAACGUAUGUAACAAACUUACUUGGUUAUGCCCAGAAUUGUCAAGUAAUUAAAGCUUAACUUGCAGUGCAAGAGAAAUUUGAAUGGAUCAAGGAGAGGCCUCCUGUUUCAGACUAAUUAGAAAUGAGCAGUUAGCUGGGGUGCUCAGAUGUGGCUGCUCACUUUAUUUUUCUGCACUUUUUGUCACCGACAUUCUGCUUACAAACAAAAGAGUGGAUGAAUGCCACCAAGACAAAGUGAUACUUGUUUUUUUUUUUUUGUUUAUGUUUCAAUGGUUUCUGGUGAAAAUGGGGAAUGAUUUAUGAAAUUGUAUUCUUUUUUUUUUUUUUUUUGCUUUCAAGGAUUCGUUCAGCCAAAAAUUUAAAUUCUGAUCAUUUACUCACCCUCAUGUCUUUUAGACACCUCUUUGAAUAAAUGUCUUCCAUGGAACACAAAAGUAGUUGUUAGCAGAAUGUCCAAGCUGCUUUUUUACACAAAAUGAAAGUGAAUGGUGACCACGCCUGUCAAAGCUAGAUUUUUACUAUAGAUGUCAGUCAGCUAGAAUUACAUUUUAGUACGUUUCUUACACAAUGCUAACAAAUGUCUUUAAAAGACUAGAAAAAUAAUGUAUGACUUGAAUGGACUACUUUUAUGAUGCUUUUUUGUCAUUUUUUUGUGCUCUGUGGAGCUUGACAGCCCCUGCUCCCCAAACACUUUCAUUUUAUGGGAGAUAGCAGCUCAGACAUUCUGUUAAACAACUCCUUUUGUGUUCAAUGAAAGACAGUCAGUCAUAUGGGUUUGGAACAACACGAGGGUGAGGAAAUGAUGACAUAUUUUUCAUUAUGGGUAAACUCUUCCUUUAAGCACCAUAGAAGUAGUAUGACAUCAGUUUCAUGCAUCUUUGCACCAGGAAAAUUCACUUAGUGGUCACCAUAGCCACCAAUUCAUUGUUUUUUUUUUUGUUUUUUUUACAGUCACUGCUAUAAUGGCCCUUCCGUAUUUAUUGAAUGCAAAUAUGAUCUUGAUAUUCUGUGGUAUUUUUACUUUAUAUUUUGUCAUGCUUCUUUAUAUGAAUGUAGUUUUUUUUUUUUUUUUUAUGACUUGUAUGACUAUUGAUUUGAAUAUCUCGGGGCAAAGAUAUGGCACUCUUUAUAUUAGUAAUGUUUUUUUGUUAUUUGGGAUCAGAGUAAUGUUAACAGGUUAAUCAAUAGAUGUAUAGUAAAGAUUGAUAGGAGUAUAAUAUAUUCAAAUUUAGGGUUGGGAAUAUUGAACUGCUUCUUAAUAAAAUUAUUCUUACAACA
Myxocyprinus asiaticus (Chinese sucker) is the source of this 2404-nucleotide messenger RNA. It is a transcript of the gene rab11al, whose product is annotated as RAB11a, member RAS oncogene family, like. Lineage: Eukaryota; Metazoa; Chordata; Actinopteri; Cypriniformes; Catostomidae. Gene Ontology annotation, cellular component: axon; postsynaptic recycling endosome; transport vesicle. Gene Ontology annotation, molecular function: GTPase activity; GTP binding. The record is from RefSeq and is a predicted model, not a curated record. Bases 346 to 996 code for a protein of 216 amino acids. Gene Ontology annotation, biological process: melanosome transport; neurotransmitter receptor transport, endosome to postsynaptic membrane; exocytosis. The transcript has 5 exons.